GUGUCGUUGUUCGUGAAUCUUCGUGCUCGCUCGGGACUUUCCGUGAGUUCCCGAUUAGAGAGUCGUGCCGCAGUUUCGUCCUUGCUCGCGUUGUUGUUGUCUGCGGUGACGCGGCGGAGGUGUACCCUGACGCGGGCUCUUACGUGUCGGACUGAAUAAAAAGUGGAGCUCCGGAGGCCCGGGAGUGACGCGAGAACAGAGAGCGAGUAAGCGAGUCCGUGACCGGGCAGGUCGUGCUAACCAAGUCCACCUCGUUUUCCCACUGCGGCUUUUCUAAAUGACCAUGGACGCAGGAGCAGACGUGCAGCAGGGCAGCGAGACCGCUGUCUCCGAGACAGAUACGCAGCAGAUUGCCACCCUGGCACAGGUUUCCAUGGCAGCGGGCCAAGCCUCAGCCACCGGGCCCACCGUCACGCUGGUGCAGCUGCCUAACGGUCAGACGGUGCAGGUUCACGGGGUGAUCCAGGCCGCUCAGCCGUCCGUCAUCCAGUCUCCCCAGGUCCAAACCGUACAGGUGAGACAGGCGAGACUUCCUGCAUUGCUGCAUUCCUGCAGGGCUGUUUUUUUUUUUUUCUCACUGACUGACUCUCACCCCCCCCCCCCCCCCAUUUGCUCUCAGAUCUCCACCAUUGCUGAGAGCGAGGACUCGCAGGAGUCAGUUGACAGUGUGACAGACACCCAGAAAAGAAGGGAGAUCCUCUCCAGGCGGCCCUCAUACAGAAAAAUCUUAAACGAUCUGUCCUCGGACACUCCGGCCGUGCCUCGGAUAGAGGAGGAGAAAAACGAAGAGGAAUCGGCACAAGCCAUAACUACGGUCACCGUGCCCACCCCCAUUUACCAGACCAGCAGUGGACAGUACAUCGCCAUCACACAAGGCGGAGCCAUCCAGCUAGCCAAUAACGGCACAGACGGUGUUCAAGGCCUGCAGACUCUGACGAUGACAAACACAGCAGGGGCCCAGUCAGGCGCCACCAUCCUGCAGUACGCUCAGACCAGUGACGGCCAGCAGAUCCUGGUGCCCAGUAACCAAGUGGUGGUGCAGGCUGCGUCCGGCGACGUGCAGGCGUAUCAGAUCCGCACAGCGACAUCAGGCACCAUCACUCCCGGAGUGGUGAUGACAUCAGGUCAGGGAGGUGCAGAGGAAGCCACACGCAAGAGAGAGGUCCGCCUCAUGAAGAACAGGGAGGCAGCGCGGGAGUGCCGUCGCAAGAAAAAGGAAUACGUGAAGUGUCUGGAGAAUCGCGUGGCUGUGCUGGAAAACCAGAACAAAACCCUCAUCGAGGAGCUGAAAGCACUUAAGGACUUGUACUGUCACAAAUCAGAAUAACACACACACACACACACACACAGCAGACAUAUUGCGCUUUUCCCCAGGUCCUUUUGAGACAGUGACUCUUUCUCUUACACCGGCACCUGGGCAGCAGUCUUUUCUUUUUCGUAUCUGUCUUUUUUUCUUCCUUUUUUAAAAAAAAAAAGAUAUCGGCCUAUAAGAUCUGAGCAACUCUUCAAAUCGAAUGCCUUUAUUGUGUUCUGUAUUAAAAAAAAAGUCAAGAGCACCUCGUGACACGUAAAACUCCAGAGCGAACCAACAGACGUGUUAACGAGGCAACGCAGACGCAAAAACACUCGACUGCUUCACCGCGGUCACGAUUUCAAUCAGCCGGUUCCCACGAUGCACCGUGUCGGAUGGCCACGCCUCUCUUCAAUCACGCUGACUUUUCGGGAGGCGCCGCUCGUCUGAUAUCACCAAGUGGGACUUCAGUGAAUUAACAAGACAACUGUUGGAAUUUCUCUCUGCUUAGGUUACUAACACAUGAACCCUAUUUUGAUAUGGAAAUUCUAUGGAACAUGUAUGUAAAUGCUUCAAUUAUGGGUUGUUUUACCAUUUAACCUGCAGCUUGGCUUCUUUCUUUCGCCUGCGGCGUCGUCGCAUUCUUUGCAUUACAAGAAACGGGACGUCCGAUCUUUCCAAAUCCGAAUAGUUGUACGCUUUUCAAUCCAAGAGCUACGCUUGUAAAGCUAUUUUUAUCGUCCAUUGUAACACAUUUAAUCAUUCACGCCAGUUUUUAUUCUCAAGUUCAUCGUGUUAGGGAUCCAUUCUUAUCCAUUUCAUCUAACGGGACCCAAUCCUACAACACUCUGUGCUGGAAUCUGUUUCAUUUUUAUACUCGCGACGAUUUUGCUUUAUACCUACGACUGGGAUUUUAAAAACGAAUCCUAGAUUAAAAACAAAACAAAACAGGCAGCUUUGUACCUGUAUCUAGCUCUCAGUGCUGAAAUGAAAACCCAUAUUAUCUUAUGUUUCUGCCAUUGAAUGUAGCCAUCUGAAACAAUAUUAUAUGCAUCCUAUUUUUAAAUCUGCUUCUUUUUUUUCUUUUUCUUUUUUUUUUUUUUUUUUUUUUUGUCAUUUUCUGUAUGCGUUGUAAUUUUAAUUAUGUGUUACAUACACACAUGGAAUACAGUGAGUAACUGCCUCCUGGAGCCGGUUUUCUUCCAGCCAUCA
Molecule: messenger RNA, 2503 nt
Organism: Tachysurus fulvidraco (yellow catfish)
Lineage: Eukaryota; Metazoa; Chordata; Actinopteri; Siluriformes; Bagridae
Gene: creb1a
Product: cAMP responsive element binding protein 1a
Exons: 7
Coding region: 278-1327 (349 amino acids)
Biological process (GO): regulation of transcription by RNA polymerase II
Cellular component (GO): ATF4-CREB1 transcription factor complex; nucleus
Molecular function (GO): cAMP response element binding; protein binding; DNA-binding transcription factor activity, RNA polymerase II-specific
Source: RefSeq, a predicted model, not a curated record